GGGAGAGAGGAAAACAACUGAAACAACCCUGAUUCAUCUGUUCGAGAUCCUCAUGGUGAUGAAGCUCCGUGUGUGCCUCGGCGGCCUGCUGCUUGCCGGUGUCAUCGACGCAGCUCCCGAUGCACCACCUGACGGCAAGAAACCCGCUAAGGUAUGUUUGCAUGGAUCAGAUUGAAGUGAUCUCGGCAUGAUGUUCUGGUGUGUUCAGGAGUUGGAAUGCCAGUCGUGCAUCGAGUGCCGUCAGCCGAUCGGCUGCCCAUGCCAAUGCGACAACAUGUGCAUCUCCGGCAAGUGUCACGAUGGCAUCUGUAAGUUCUGCUGACUGAGUGGUUGCCUUCGCACGUCCACGCUCAUUGUGGGUGUGGGGUCGUCAUGCGUGCAGGCGUUGCUGCUGGCUUCCUGAGGCGCAUGCAGGACGACGAGGAUGACUCGAACAUGCCCAUCGACAAUGACACUGAUGAAGAUGCGGAGGUGCGACCACACAGAACAGACCAGCCCUCACCUGACGCUUCUUACCCCUUGCUUCUGCUCCUUCUCUCAGGAAGGGGCGCUUGCCAUACCUGACGGCGUCGAGGUCGCUGAUGGAGAGCCGGUCGACCCCGAGGUGGGCGAACAAGACCUACACAUACAGACAGAGACCUCCACAUUGCACCCAGACAGACAGAGCCCCGCACGUUUGACUGUCUGCACGUGUGUGUGUGUGUCAUGUGUGUGCAGGAAGACGAGGAUUCCCCACUUGAUGUGGCCGAGACCCCCGGUGAGGACCUCGCUGCCCCAGAGGACCAGGGCAACGAGGAGGGCAAUGGUGGUGCUCAGCUGAGAUCGCUGGGGCCCUGGGGGCGUCGCCACCGAAGGCACCGCCGCAGAUGGCGCCGCAGACACCGCAGGUGGCACCGCCGCCACCAUGGACACCAUCACCAUCACCACCACCAUGGACAUCACCGUCAUCACCACUGAGGUGCACCCACGCGCUUGCAUGGCAGAGGUUGGUGUGUACGUAUGCUGAUCUCUCUGUCUGCGUUUGUGCAGCUGAAGGCCCGAGUGCCGGAGAGGAGGGGAGGGGAGGGAAGAGUGGGCACACUGUUCUGCUGUUAUCGCAUCGACAAGAUGGCUCUUCGCUGCGUGCCCAUACGGUCUACUGACUGCUCUGUCUUCUUUGCUCAACAUAUAGUAGGUCUCUCAGGAUCUGUGUCUUUUACUGCGUUUUCUUUUUCCUUUUUGUAAAUACCAACCGCUCUGCUGGGCUGCGAUUGCGCCAUGUUGUGAGAGGGUGUGGCUCAGGCAGGUAGACCGUGGCCAACUAGUCCCAUUUUAGGUCAUAUUUGAUCGAUUCAGUAGCCUGCUGCGUGCUCGUCCACCGAGCCGUCGUGUGAGAUGUCCGCCAUCCAUGGGCAAGGGCAAGGUCAUCAUUGUUUGUCAGUCGUGGGGCGACAUGGGAGAGGGGGAACACAUCGCCGGUUGGUUGUGUCUGGGGGAGGGGGGACGGUCACCAGUGUCAGUCACGAGUAUCUGAGUAUGUGUGUGUUGUCUCCUGUCUCUUUUUCCGUCGUGGAGUGCUGCCUUAUUGCCUUUCUGUUGGCUACUGCUAGCAUUCCCUUGCACUGCUGUCCUGGGUGGUUGAUUCGUCGUAUGUCUGAUUGUAUUUGAGGCGGAUGCAUUGAGCGUAAGCUGUUCAUAUCGACGUGAUUUACCCAGUACAGUAGGUCUGUGUCGCAAGUUCAAAAUUACAUGGAGGUGGGAGCCGUCAUCUACCCGUAAUAGACGUGCAUGCACUUUACAAUC
Vitrella brassicaformis is the source of this 1782-nucleotide messenger RNA. NCBI's taxonomy places the organism in Eukaryota, Vitrellaceae. The record is from the annotation of a GenBank genome assembly.